AUGAACGAUCUGUUGGCGUAUGCUAUAGCCGAGCUGCUUCUUUCUAUACACAUUUCACUUUCCAAUCUUCUCAUCUUGUACGUGUACAUUCGAAAGAAGUAUCUCAGAACCGUCACCAACUCCUAUAUUUUCUCUUUAGCAGUAACGGAUUUUUUAACUGGUAGUCUGGGCAUUCCCAUUACUGUAAUUUCUGUACUCACUCAGCGACCACAUUCCUUUCACGGAUGCCUACUGGUGCAUCUUAUUCUUUGUAUUCUAUGUACCAUUUCGACAUUUCAUAUGCUAGCAAUUGCAUUCGACAAGUAUGUGACAAUUUGUUGUCAUAAGCAGUUCUUCCGCUCAAGGCGUACUCGAGCCAUUUUUCUCGUCACUUUGUCGUGGAUAGCCGGCUCAGUAGUCGCCAUCUUACCACUAUUCAAUGCAUUCGGAUUUGCAGAGACUGAAUUCGCAUUCCAUGCUUUCGGAGACCAGUGCCAAUUCACAAUAGUUGUCGACUAUCGCUAUCUUGUCUAUGUUAUUUUUAUGUGUACCAUAGUAGCGCCUACAUUUCUUAUUAUCAUCUGUUAUAUGAGAAUUUACAGACGAAUAAGGAAGGAACAAAACCAGGUCGUAUCCUUGCUGAUGAAGAGCGAACAAGAUCGUAGAAUUCAGGGUCGGCGAAAAUUGAUUCGUACACUACUCAUACUUGUAACAUCCUACGGCAUAUGCUGGUAUCCGCUAUAUGUCAUCAACUCUAUUGAUUACUUCUGGCCGGAGUUCUCGAUAGCUUAUGCGACGCUGUGGGCGGUAGUGCUAUCGCACAUGAGUUGCGCCCUGAAUCCUUUAAUUUAUGCCUACGGUAUGCCCAAUUUCAGAAAGGUAUCCAGAAUCUUUUCAAAGGAUCUCAACUUCGACACCAAUUAUCAAACACAACUUGAAUCGGCGUCGAAUCCGUCGUCAAACCAUCGACAUCACGUCCUGACAUUGUAG
Molecule: messenger RNA, 969 nt
Organism: Angiostrongylus costaricensis
Lineage: Eukaryota; Metazoa; Nematoda; Chromadorea; Rhabditida; Metastrongylidae
Source: the annotation of a GenBank genome assembly